Messenger RNA from Volvox carteri f. nagariensis, 1137 nucleotides. RefSeq lists its product as uncharacterized. The record is from RefSeq and is a predicted model, not a curated record. Gene Ontology annotation, cellular component: endoplasmic reticulum membrane; endoplasmic reticulum. The coding region runs from base 1 to 1137 and encodes 378 amino acids. Gene Ontology annotation, molecular function: cholesterol binding; ubiquitin protein ligase binding. Gene Ontology annotation, biological process: SREBP signaling pathway. The transcript is spliced from 9 exons. Lineage: Eukaryota; Viridiplantae; Chlorophyta; Chlorophyceae; Chlamydomonadales; Volvocaceae.
AUGAAUUCGCAAUCAGGUCCUAGCAACCGGGUGCCUCUGACUGGAGAUGGACUUGGCCCGGCGGACCGGCGGGUUACGGCGCCAUCUCCUCUAUAUUUGAACCUGCCCAUUUAUAUUUCCAUAAUCGCUAUAGCUGUGGCCCUCUUUAUCAAAACGGCUGUCCAUCAAAUUCCUGAGGGCCAUGUGGGUGUCUACUGGCGCGGCGGCGUGCUGCUCCACCGAACCACCUCCCCGGGUAUCCGCGUGCGCCUGCCGCUCCUGGACACGUUCGAGGCGAUACAGACCACCAUGCAGACAGACAGGUUGACGGACAUUUUGUGCGGUACAAAGGGUGGCGUCACCAUCACGUUCGACAACGUAGAGGUCGUAAACCGGCUCCGGCGCGAUUUAGUAUACGAGACAAUACGGGACUAUGGCGUGCAGUACGACCGUAUCUGGAUAUACGACAAGGCCCGUCACGAGAUUAGUCAGCUCUGCAGUAGUCGUACAUUGGAGGAGGUCUAUAUCACCCAGUUUGACCAGAUCGAGGGCCAGCUCAAGGACGCUCUGCAGGCGGACUGCAACCGCUACGCGCCCGGCAUAGAAAUCAUCGCGGUGCGGGUCAGCAAGCCCACCAUUCCGCAGUCCGUGUUGGAUAACUACGUGGCCAUGGAGGUGGAGCGCACGAGGGCUAUGGUGGCUCUGGAGCGGCAGCGGGUGAUGGAGCGUGAGGCGGAGGCGGAGAGGAUAAAGGAGGUGUCGCAGGCCCGUCGCGUCGCUGAGACCAGCGCCAUCCAGAUGCAGCAGCUGCUGGCUGAGAAGGAGGCGCAACGGGCCCGGGCGGAGAUUGACAACGACAUUUUUCUGGCCCAACAGAAGGCGCGUGCGGACGCAGAGAAAUACAGGUUGGAGCGCGAGGCGGAGGGGCUGCGCAGCAAAUUGACACCGCAAUACUUGGAGUAUGAAUUGAUACAGGCCUUGACCAACAACACCAAGAUAUUCGUUGGCGACCGGCUGCCGUCCCGGCUGCUGCUGGACGCAAGGACGGCCCUCCGAGGGGUCUUCGCAGCAUUGGAGACCACAGAGAUAGAGGCGACGGCUGCGGAGGCAGAGUCGGAGCAACAAGAGCAGCAAGAGCAGGAGGAGCUCGGGUAUUAG